CUUUAUAUCACGAAAUGAAUAAUUUGUAGUUGAAAAAUUGAAACAAAAACUCAUUUGUACCGCGCACCAAGCAGCAACUUUUAAUUUUUUUAACCGACCUGAACUAUGUGUCACUGACGUCCAAACGACUGCAGUGUCUCCUUUCGCUUUCUCUCUUUUUGCUUUUGGAAGUAAAGCAUCGACUUUUUUCUGUAAUGGCAGAGACGGAUGUUCAUUGGAAACCCAUGCUGGUUGGUGGAGCGGCUGGUCUUGUUGCAGAAACCUUGGUAUUCCCUAUUUCAACCAUCAUUACUCGAGUGCAGUCGUCGGUUCCGUUUUAUCAGACAGGUGGAUUCAAACAUUUGUAUCGCGGACUUAGCAGUGUUCUAGUGAGCACGCUUCCGUCAACCUCGUCGUUUUUCUUUGUCUAUGAAUAUGCAAAGCAAAAACAGCAACCAGGUACUCGAAACCACCUUGUAUCUGCUUCUGUAGCUGAAUUUUUUUCUUGUGGUAUUCUAGCUCCUGCUGAAGCCAUUCGACAACGAGCGCAAACAUCGCGGUUGUCUUUACCCAACAUUAUAUUUACCUUUUUUCAUUCUCGCAAAGAUGUAUGGCAGUCCUUUAAAGGAAUGGCUAUACGGAAUGUUCCCGCUACAGCAUUUCAGUUUGUUCUUUAUGAGAACUUCAAGUCAAAAUUUACAGCUUCCGAUAAGUUGUUUGGUGCUCCCAAGGGUGCUGCUUUGAGCGGAGCCAUAACGGCAGCCCUUCUGACACCUUUAGAUGUCAUAAAAACACAAAUUAAUCUACAGCCUGACGAUUACAAGACAACUAUUAGGCGAAUCUAUCAACUUCAUGGUGCUUUCGGGUUUUUCAAAGGUCUUACAUUACGUGUCUUUGCUGCUUCUUUGGGACUAUCUAUAUACCUGGGAACUUAUGAAUAUUUCAAAAGCCAUUUCCGUAUUAAACGACUUCGGGAUGCCCGUUUUGAAUAAAACUACCUUUCUUUCGUUCUAGAAUGUUUGAACUGGCAUACAUAAUAGGAUUGGUUGGUCCAUCCAAAGAAAGAAAAGGUCUCUCUCUAUUACGUUUCCGCAGUCAUUUCAUGCUCCAACUGAGAACACUAACGUUUUCACAUUUUUGGAUUCUUUUUGCUAUACUCUGUACUUUAUGAAAUAUAAAUGAAAACUUUGGCUCUUUUCUUCCUCUUUAAUUUGUUUACUAUAGCGUUAUAACGUUUUCCUUAGAACAAUCAUAUAAGCAUUUACCAUA
Messenger RNA from Schizosaccharomyces cryophilus OY26, 1248 nucleotides. Its product is annotated as tricarboxylate transporter. Lineage: Eukaryota; Fungi; Ascomycota; Schizosaccharomycetes; Schizosaccharomycetales; Schizosaccharomycetaceae. The record is from RefSeq and is a predicted model, not a curated record. The coding region runs from base 195 to 971 and encodes 258 amino acids. Gene Ontology annotation, molecular function: S-adenosyl-L-methionine transmembrane transporter activity. Gene Ontology annotation, cellular component: mitochondrial inner membrane. The transcript has 5 exons.